Messenger RNA from Thrips palmi, 2870 nucleotides. RefSeq lists its product as uncharacterized. The coding region runs from base 130 to 2586 and encodes 818 amino acids. The transcript has 11 exons. Gene Ontology annotation, biological process: mitotic cell cycle. NCBI's taxonomy places the organism in Eukaryota, Metazoa, Arthropoda, Insecta, Thysanoptera, Thripidae. The record is from RefSeq and is a predicted model, not a curated record.
UGCUCUUCAUGCAAGUUCAAACUUGUCGAUUUGUUGUUGAUGUUGUUGUUAGCUCGUGAUGUGAUGCAUUUUUGUGACGAUUUGGAGCAACUUCGGGGUUAAUGUCUCUGCCAUCUGGAAAGCACCGUUAUGUCGCAGCUCUAUCAGUAUUUUUGUGAUGGCUUGCGGAACCGGAGUAGUACUUUACUAUCCAGUACGUUCAUCACGAGCACCCCCCUCGAAGAGGACGAUGGAGAAGCCGGCCCUGGUCCUUGCCCCGACCCUGGCCCCGCCGCCAGCCCAAGCAUCGCCAAGCUGCUGCAACGGAACAAUUCGCAAUCGCAGUCCGAUCAUGAGGAACUUGAGAAAGACAAGGGGACAGAGAGCUCAGUGCAGGGCCAGGUUGGAAGUGCUACCGAGAGCCCCCCAGCCGAUGAUCAAGUCGAUGGUAUGCGUUCACCAGUUCCAGCUGUCAUGUCGAUGGGAUUGCAAAGAUUGCAAGCGACCCCCGAAGUAGUGCCCAGUCAGAAACAACAAGUCGAGGACGGUUCGGAAAACCUACUCAAUGCAUCUCAACAUUCAAGACACGCAAGAGAACGUAAUGAUGAUGUUUCGUCUGUGGACUUUGUUGAUCGCAUCAUUGCUGCGAAAAGACGUGAUGAUGCCAGGAAACCAAAACGCCCUGCUAGAUGCUCCACAUCGACUGAUGAAUCACAGCCUCAGCAUGAUGAACCUGUGAUCAAAUCGAGAAAAGUCAAUGACUGUGGCAAUGACUCUGACUCCAGUGAAACAGACUAUGAAGGCGCCUCAGAAUAUUAUAGAAGUCGUCAGACUCAAAACUCCACCUGUCAACCAAACUCGUCGGGACAGAAUAAAAAUUUACCAAAGAAAUCAAGUCUAAGCGGUAAUGAAGAAUCGAAUAUGCAACUUGUCUUGGAAUGCAUUUCAUCCGAAAACUCAUCACCAUAUUGUUCACUGAAUCGAAGCCAGAACUUGGAGGAUGGUAGUGUACUUUUGCCAUCUGCAGCAAGAUGCAGAGUUUACAUAAGGUUCAAAGAUGGCAAAGGCAAGUCAUCAGAUUGUCAGCCGGAUCCUUUGCCGCAAAAUGACCAUCAAGGAAUCGAAACUAGGACUGCCAAAGUAGUUUUAACUGAUAUCCUUAAUACUCAGCAAGCUGGCAUUGCUACUGCAGACACAAACAUUUCCAAGUCAACUGCUGUCUUGAAUGGUGUAACAGCAUAUGUUGAAGUAAGAUCAGGACAUGACAAUAGGUCAAUGGGUGUUAGGACCCAGCUACGUAAUCUAGGAGCAAGAGUUCUUGAUAAAUUAAGCACAGAGGUCACUCACGUUGUAUUUAAUGAAGGUGCUCCAAGUACAUUGCGGAAAGCCCAGAAACAAGGAUGUCACCUUGUUUCAGUUCUUUGGAUUGAUGAGUGUAAAAAGCAUGGAAGAAUUGCUCCUGAAGCAGAUCAUCCACCUUUAGAUUUACAUUUAUAUGAUGAGCCUGGUGCUUACAGAAAAAUGAAAUCAUUCCAACCUGAUUUUGAAGAGGGUAAAGCUGAAGAAAGGCAAAAAAAGCAGCUUAAAAGACUGAAGGCAAGAUCACAGAAAGCCACUUCAUCCCAACAGCCGUCAAGCCAAAGCGCACCUUCUGAGGAGGAAUCUUCUGAUGACGUUUCUGAGGAAACACAACCGAAUCCAAAUAUUCCUGAUGGUGUUGCUUUAAAAACUUUGAGUAUUGUUCUUAAAAGAAUUGAUGCAAUUGACUCUUGUGGAGUUUCAACUCAAAAAAAGAACAAGAGAAAACUUCUACCAUUGAAGCAACGCCUUCCAGCUUCUUUAUCUUUUGAUGACUUUCCAGCAGAUAGAGUAAGACCCCCAUUUCCGUACAGUCAGUCUUCUUCCUCACAAAAGAAGAAGAAUAUUCCUCCAAGGAGGAUAGUCAAAUAUCAGUCCUCCUCAUCCCAAAAUUUUCGCCGGAGAUCUUCUUGUUUUGUAAGAGGCACACCUGGUUUAUCUGGGUCCAAACAAAAAAAGGUUAAAGCUAAAAUACCCACUAUGGUAUGCACAUUCAUGCACCGAAGAGAGAUUGAUGUUGUUGCUGCUGUGAUUAAACAGCUAGGAGGCUGGAUUUUAGAGCCAACAGUUUCAUCUAGAACCACACAUGUUGUGUGUGGUGAAAGCAAAAGAACAAUAAAUCUAUUGAGAGGUAUAGCCCAUGGAUGCUGGAUCAUCCGUCAGGAAUGGGUGCUGAGAUCUCUGGAAGCAGGGUAUUGGCUGGAUGAGGAGCCUUUCGAGCUGACAGAAUUCCCAGCUGUACAGCAAUCUCGAAUUGCUCGUGAGACCCUUGGGGCUGCUCCUGACAUUUUUAGUUCUGCUGGAUGCAUUUAUGUAAGUAAAGAUAGUACUCCCCCCUACUCCGAGCUUACAGAUCUCCUUGAGCUAUGUGGAGGAAAUCUUGUAAAAUCAGUGCGUCAAGCCAGAGUGAUAAUUGGUCCAUAUCAACGGCGACCUUCUCAUACUGAUGUUAUGCAUGUGAAAGAACAGUGGGUUCUUGAUUCUAUCCAAGAAAACAUGUUGCAACCAACAAGGAACUAUCGUCUUUAAAAUCUGUUAUCAUCUUUCCUGAUAAUGCUGUGAUAUUUUGUUAGUUUAUAGUCGAAGUAAGGACUCACUUUUUAUUUUGAUUGAAUUCUUCUUUAUUAGUAUUAAUUAAGUAUGCACUGCCAUGUAAUAAUAAAUAAUAAUAAGUGCAUACAUGAAGUACAAAGUAUAUGAUAUAACCUAGUCAAGGUUUGGUAAUCUCCUUGGAACAUGCAUUCAUAAUAUAUAAUGGAAGGUUAUUUAACCUUUAUCUUGUAAUAAAAAUUUGAAAUCCUAUCUGCUUAUAA